Lactuca saligna is the source of this 2337-nucleotide messenger RNA. NCBI's taxonomy places the organism in Eukaryota, Viridiplantae, Streptophyta, Magnoliopsida, Asterales, Asteraceae. The record is from the annotation of a GenBank genome assembly.
GGACUCAAAGAUUUCGCUUGUUAACAGUCCUAUGUUUACAAUUUAUAUCAUAUAGAUUUUGUAGGAUAAAGUAAACCCAGCUCAGAAUCAGAUUAGUGAUUUCAUGGUGCAACCCGGCCCAUAACCUGUUUCAGUCCAACAUAAACAUCAUCGUCUUCAGACGACUUGGGUCAAUUCUGCUGCUACUGUGAGAGAAAACGAGGGUGAACAUGGAGGUUUUCGUAGCCAGAUCUCGUUUAACCCUAAUUCCCUUACUCCUCGCCUUGCUCUCCCUAAGUUUCGGAUCGUCUUCUUCACUCACAUCUUCAUCAUCGGAGCUUCAGAUCCUCACCGCUGAACGCAGAAUUGAUUUGGCUUCGCACAUUAUUAGGGUUGUCUUGACUUUGAAGGUACAAAAUGAUGGGGCAUCUCCUGCUAAAAAUGUACUUCUUUCAUUUCCACCACCACAAGUGAAGCAUCUAGCACUUAUCCAGGCUGCUGAGCUUACUGGAAAAAAGAAGAAGAAAGCUGUACAUCCACUUGAUGUGACACCAAGCAACCAUGCAGAUGGGCCAAAUGGAGCCAAAUUCUUCUCUAUUUCUUUGAGGAAUCCAUUGACAACUGGUGGAUCUGUCUCAAUAGAAGUAUCAUAUAUAUUGACCCAAUCUCUUGAACCUUUUCCUGUAGAAAUAAGUCAAUCAGAACCCCAAUUAGUCUUAUACCGUGACAGUGCUUUAAUAUUAUCACCAUAUACAAUUAAACAACAAACAACAGUCAUCAGAACACCAAGCACCAAAGUGGAAUCAUUUACAAGAGUGGAACCUUCAUCCCAAAUACGCACUGAGUUGAAGUAUGGACCUUAUGAGAACCAGUCUCCAUAUUCAUAUACUCCCAUACUUGUUCAUUUUGAGAACAACAAUCCAUUUGCUGUGGUUGAGGAACUUGUAAGAGAAAUUGAAAUAUCUCACUGGGGUAACCUUCAAAUCACAGAGCAUUACACUUUAGUCCAUAAUGGUGCUAAACACAAAGGAGGGUUCUCAAGGGUUGAAUAUCAAUCUAGGCCAACUAUCAGUGGUGUCUCUUCAUUCAAACACCUUGUAGCUAAAUUACCCCCAAGGGUUCACUCUGUGUAUUACCGUGAUAACAUAGGCAAUAUCUCAACAUCACAUUUACGCACAAGUUACAGCAAGUCUGAACUUGAAAUAGAGCCACGAUAUCCUUUAUUAGGAGGUUGGAGAGCCACCUUUGUCAUUGGAUAUGGACUCCCACUUCAAGACUUCCUUUUUGAGUCAAAUGAUGGUAGGCGUUACCUCAACUUCAGUUUUGGGUGUCCUAUUGCUGAAACAGUGGUAAACAAAAUAACAAAUAAGGUUGUCCUUCCUGAAGGAUCAAAGAACCCAUCUGUUAUCGUUCCUUUUUCUGUAGAACACCUAUCAGAGACAAAGUAUACUUAUCUUGAUAUUGUUGGAAGACCAGUGGUGGUUUUGGAAAAGGAAAAUGUAGUUCCUGAACACAACUCUCAUUUCCAGGUUUACUACAAUUUCCACCCGAUGUUCAUGCUUGCAGAGCCAUUGAUGUUGACAUCUGUUUUCUUCUUUUUGUUUGUUGCUGCUGUGGCUUAUCUUCACAUGGACAUCUCAAUAAGAAAAUAAAGAGACCAUGAGGAAUUAGAUUAUAUGUAAAAUUAGACAUGAGGCAAACCAACCAUGUGACACACUUAAUACACAUCUAGCUACAAAAGAUUAAAAAGUCCCAACAUUUUUCUUCAAAUAGUUGAGGCUUUAAAUUUUAACAACCAACGUGUUUUUGGAUGAAGGUGGCGUGGUUAAAAAUUGGAAUUUUGCUACAUAAAACAUGAGAUGUUUUUUUUUACAAAAUGGUUACUUUGAAAGUUAGGAGGUGUUUUUUUGCUAAAAUGUGAGUCAUUGUGGACUUGUAGUACAAAUUGUCCUUCUCAAAUUAUUAUUCUGAAACAGACUUUUUGGAUAAAGGAAUGGUUAACUUUGAAUUAUGGGAUUUGACAAGGCAAAAGAUUUCAAUAAAUUGAUGUGACUGUUGGCAUAUGUCUUGUUUUUUGUUUUGGAUGUAUAUGUGUAUGGUUGUGGCUAGGUUGGGCAGUAUGGGCUCACUAGAUCAAUGGUCCACACUUUGUUGACAUUUAGCACGAUCAAUUAUUAGAGUUCAAUGAACCAUGGUCCAUUAUGGUCCAGCCUUUGGUUUGCUGGGUUAGUUGCAUUUGCGUUUGCAUUUGAAUUGCACCACUCUCAUAACUUUUCUUUCUCACCUUUGACUUUGACCAGCUUCUGUUUGUAUCACAAUUCACACACCAUUGUCUUUCUUGUCAACUGAUCAUUUGAG